AGAUGACCAGGCGGCUUCUCCUCUACUGCCUCUCGAGUCCCUCUUUCCUCACCACCCUCACCACCAUCCUCACAUUCGCUUGUUCAAGGACCCUCUACAAUAACACCAAUAUAAUAAACAACCGCCACCGCAUAAUACUACCUACCUCCUUAAUCCAAACCACCAAGAUGCAGUUCUCCAACAUCCUCUCCAUCUUCGCCCUGACCUCGGCCGCCUCGGCCGUCUCGGUCUCGUACGACACCGGCUUCGACGACGGCAGCCGCUCGCUGACCGCCGUCAGCUGCUCCGACGGCCAGAACGGCCUCAUGACCCGCUACGGCUGGCAGACUCAGGGCCAGAUCCCCCGCUUCCCCUACAUUGGCGGCGCCCCCGCUGUUGGCGGCUGGAACUCUCCGGGCUGCGGCACCUGCUGGAGACUGAGCUGGAACGGACGCUCCAUCAACGUCCUGGCCAUCGACCGCGCCUCGGGCUUCAACAUCGCCCUCGACGCCAUGAACGCCCUGACCAACGGCCAGGCCAUCGGCCUGGGCCGCGUCGAGGCCGACGUCCAGCAGGUCUCUGCCGGCGACUGCGGCCUGUAAGGCGCUCGCUGCCUCGACCGUUGGGGGAGAACCCGGGGGCGGGGUUGGCCAUCAUCGCAUGACUUGCAUGAUGGGCGGCAUAUCGGAGACGCAACUUUAAUAUCUUGUACGGCUUAACUCAUGAACGAUUAAUGAUUAUUUCACGUCGGACUAUUCAUGCACCUCUCGUUGCUCAACUCCUGCCUGU
This is a messenger RNA of Gaeumannomyces tritici R3-111a-1, 768 nucleotides long. RefSeq names its product SnodProt1. NCBI's taxonomy places the organism in Eukaryota, Fungi, Ascomycota, Sordariomycetes, Magnaporthales, Magnaporthaceae. The annotation marks the transcript as partial. The transcript is spliced from 2 exons. The record is from RefSeq and is a predicted model, not a curated record.